GAUAUCACAGUGAGCUAGUUAAUAGUUGUCACGAACAAUCUGUAUCUCAGAUAUCACAAUACACAGGACACCAUCAAGAUGGCGUGGCUGGUUUUGGCAACAACGACACUGCUUCUGUCGUCCUCUCUCGCCGUGUUCGAGCCUGGCUGCAGCUUCAUGAACAACCAAUGUGUCUACAAUGUCAAACUGGGACAUGAGGGUCAAUGUGAUGCCCAGGGAACAGCGACCACUACCGGAGGGGGGACCGACACCUGCUGUAAUGGCGUACAGGGCAAUAUGAACAAUCUACAGGGCGUGGUCGACGGACUCGUCAAGCAGAUGCAUGAUGUUCAGCAGAAACUGGGAAUUAGCCAAUCAUCGUCUGUCCUACUGAACAAAACAACCAAUGAGAGGGACCAGCUACUGCAAGCACUGGAAAACAAAGCAGCUGAACUGAACAGCUCGCAAGCGAACCUGGCGCACCUUGUACAGCAAUCGGCCAAUUUAAUCCAGAGCUUUAAGGAGGAAAUCGCCAACCUGACCCGAGACCUUAACAACUGUAGAGGCGUCCUUGGUCUCCAAACAAGCAAUGUCAGCCAGUCCACAGCGCCAGGUGACUACACCAUGUCAUUGUGCACAUUCGAGAAUGACACUUGCGGAUACAUUGAUCUAUCUUCUAAGAACCAUUGGCAGAUUGGACAACGUGCAGUGGCAAGUUCUUCUGGCCCUCGGGAAGAUCACACUACCGGCGCAGUAAAAGGAAGCUACAUGUACAUUGAUCCGAAGUCAGGAGAUUACGAUUACAACCAACGGAACAGAACAUUCUACCUCGCCUCCCCCGAGUUCCGCCCCGCCCCCGCCUACUGUGUCAGGUUCUGGUACAACAUGUACGGGGCAGACACCAGAUCUCUCCUGGUCUACGCCAAGGUUGGUUCAGGUCUUGGUUAUCCCAUAUGGCGUAGCUAUGGCAACCAAGGACAAACAUGGCAUCUUGGCGAGAUCAACGUAGACCCUGAAUUCACAGGACAUCCCUUCAAGGUGGUGUUUGCAGCAAUGACUGAUGCCUACAUGAUCAGAAUGUCAUAUACCCCAUACUACAGGGCAAGCAACACACGAGACAACAUAGCGAUCGACGAUGUUUUCGUGUACAACACAACCUGCAGACAUAUCCCCACCUGUCCACCGGGAGCAGUAACACGCAGGGGAGCUAACUCUUCCUCGUGCUACACUUUCCACACAACUCCUAAACCCUGGUACAAGAGUGCUGAGGCCUGCCGGCAAGAGGGCGCCACCUCACACCUGGUGGCGAUCACAUCUAAGGAAGAGCAGGACUUCAUUGUGAGCAGCAUCAAACAAAGUGCUGUGUUGAAUGCAGCUGGUAGCUAUGGCUGGUACACAACCGGAAAUGACGAAGGGUACGAGGGUCAUUUCGAUUGGACAGAUACCGGCACUCCCUACCACAGUGCGUACAGCGACUGGCAUCAGGGACAGCCCAACAACGUUGCCAACGACCAGGACUGUCUACUGCUUCAAUACGCUAGCGCCAACUACGAAUGGGGAGACGUCGGAUGCGACGAGGCCCACCCCUAUAUCUGUGAAGUAGACCUGCCUGUAGUUUAAGGCAACACAGUUAAUGUAACAGUAUAUCUACAUUGUAAUUACUCGGGCAAAAUGUAACAGUAUGUCUACAUUGUAAUUACUCAGACACAAUGUAACAGUGUGUCUACAUUGUAAUUACUCAGACACAAUGUGACAGUAUGUCUACAUUGUAAUUACUCAGACACAAUGUAACAGUAUGUCUACAUUGUAAUUACUCGGACCCAAUGUAACAGUAUGCCUACAUUGUAAUUACUCGGACAUAUUGUAACAGUAUGUCUACAUUGUAAUUACUCGGACAUAUUGUAACAGUAUGUCUACAUUGUAAUUACUCAGACAUAAUGUAACAGUAUGUCUACAUUGUAAUUACUCGGACAUAUUGAAACAGUAUGUCUACAUUGUAAUUACUCAGACAUAAUGUAACAGUAUGUCUACAUUGUAAUUACUCAGACACAAUGUAACAGUAUGUCUACAUUGUAAUUACUCGGACAUAAUGUAACAGUAUAUCUACAUUGGAAUUACUCGGAAAUAAUGUAACAGUAUAUCUACAUUGUAAUUACUCGAACGUAAUGUAACACUAUAUCUACAUUUUAAUAACUCAGACAUAAUGUAACAGUAUGUCUACAUUGGAAUUACUCGGAAAUAAUGUAACAGUAUAUCUACAUUGUAAUUACUCGGACAUAUUGUAACAGUAUGUCUACAUUGUAAUUACUUAGACAUAAUGUAACAGUAUAUCUACAUUGGAAUUACUCGGAAAUAAUGUAACAGUAUAUCUACAUUGUAAUUACUCGGACAUAAUGUAACAUUAUAUCUACAUUGUAAUUACUCGAACAUAAUGUAACACUCUAUCUACAUUGUAAUUACUCGGACAUAAUGUAACAGUAUAUCUACAUUGUUAUUACUCGAACAUAAUGUAACACUCUAUCUACAUUGUAAUUACUCGGACAUAAUGUAACAGUAUAUCUACAUUGUAAUGACUCGGACAUAAUGUAACAGUAUAUCUACAUUGUAAUUACUCGAACAUAAUCUAACACUCUAUCUACAUUGUAAUUACUCGGACAUAAUGUAACAGUAUAUCUACAUUGUAAUUACUUGGACAUAAUGUAACAGUAUAUCUACAUUGUAAUUACUCGGACAUAUUGCAACAGUAUAUCUACAUUGUAAUUACUUAGACAUAAUGUAACAGUAUAUCUACAUUGGAAUUACUCGGAAAUAAUGUAACAGUAUAUCUACAUUGUAAUUACUCAGACAUAAUGUAACAGUAUGUCUACAUUGUAAUUACUCGGACAUAAUGUAACAGUAUGUCUACAUUGUAAUUACUCAGACAUAAUGUAACAGUAUGUCUACAUUGUAAUUACUCAGACACAAUGUAACAGUAUGUCUACAUUGUAAUUACUCGGACAUAAUGUAACAGUAUAUCUACAUUGGAAUUACUCGGAAAUAAUGUAACAGUAUAUCUACAUUGUAAUUACUCGAACGUAAUGUAACACUAUAUCUACAUUUUAAUAACUCAGACAUAAUGUAACAGUAUGUCUACAUUGGAAUUACUCGGAAAUAAUGUAACAGUAUAUCUACAUUGUAAUUACUCGGACAUAUUGUAACAGUAUGUCUACAUUGUAAUUACUUAGACAUAAUGUAACAGUAUAUCUACAUUGGAAUUACUCGGAAAUAAUGUAACAGUAUAUCUACAUUGUAAUUACUCGGACAUAAUGUAACAUUAUAUCUACAUUGUAAUUACUCGAACAUAAUGUAACACUCUAUCUACAUUGUAAUUA
Molecule: messenger RNA, 3350 nt
Organism: Haliotis rufescens (red abalone)
Lineage: Eukaryota; Metazoa; Mollusca; Gastropoda; Lepetellida; Haliotidae
Product: MAM and LDL-receptor class A domain-containing protein 1-like
Exons: 9
Coding region: 79-1599 (506 amino acids)
Biological process (GO): nervous system development
Cellular component (GO): membrane
Source: RefSeq, a predicted model, not a curated record